Molecule: messenger RNA, 1589 nt
Organism: Bacillus rossius redtenbacheri
Lineage: Eukaryota; Metazoa; Arthropoda; Insecta; Phasmatodea; Bacillidae
Exons: 3
Coding region: 138-1499 (453 amino acids)
Biological process (GO): protein ubiquitination
Molecular function (GO): ubiquitin-protein transferase activity; zinc ion binding
Source: RefSeq, a predicted model, not a curated record
AAUAGACGUAAAUGAGUUUAACAAUCGGGUGACGGAUGCCCGCCAGGUCUCCGAGGAAACCGGAGGGGAUGCGCAUGGCCAAAAUUCGCAAGUGAAGAUCCUCCCCCGACCGACGCAGCAAACCAGAGGACGCGCCGAUGGCGACCUCCGACGAAGACACCGACCUCUCCUUGGACGGAGACCUCAAGGACGAGAGCGACGCGGAGGAGAGGGAGGUGGCCGAAGGAGGAGGGGACGACGGCAAGAAGGCCGACGGACCGGGUACGGACCUUCCCCCGGCAGAAGGCGACCAGCAGGAGCCCGCGGAGGACGAGGGCGACGGCGAACCCACCGACGAGGAGUUCCCGGAGACGAGCGACGACGAGGGGCCCGACGCCGCCGGCGACGACGCCGCCGCCGCCGAAGUCGCCGCCUCCGCGUCGACGUCGAUAUUCCAGGAGUGGACGCCGGAGCAGGUCGCCCUGUACGGCAAGGAGUGCCGCAUCUGCAAGAAAGGCGACGAGAGCAUGCGGCUGUUCCGUUUCUGCCUCUGCCAGCACGUGAUGCAUAAGGCGUGCCUCGAGCAAAGCCUCAUGGACACGGACCACGACCAUUGCGAAGAGUGUGGCAUCAUGUACUUGCUGAAGCGCAAGCCGCGCUUCACCAUACCGCAAGGUCUCUCUAUGUGGAUGGCAUUUCGCGCCAACAAGGCAAUGUUGGCGAUGAUCGCGAUGUACGCGGUCCUCGUGACUCCCAUAGCGGCCGUGUACAUGGUCGGCCUGGCCACCAGCAUCUUCGGCGGCCUGGACAUCGACAGCGUGGUGGGCCCGCGAGAGCUCUGGCUGCACCAGAUGAGCGAGCCGCACGUGCCCGCCUGGCUGCUGCUCGUCACGCUCAUGAUGGUGGGCGGCUGUGCCGGCUCGGUGGCAGUGCUGCUGCACUAUGUGUGGCACGACUUCAAACGUUGGUACGGCACCACACCCGUCGUCAUCGUCGUCGAGGCACCCGACCACAUGAUCGACAUCAACCCCCACCCGCUCCACUCUAAACCGGAGGACCCCGCUGCUGCUGACUCCCACUCUCCUGGAGACAAGACCCAUCCCCAAUCCCCCGAGGACAAGUCUGCAGCAGGUCCCCCCUCCACUCCGGACAAGUCAGCGGCAGGUCCCCCCUCCACUCCGGACAAGUCAGCGGCAGGUCCCCCUUCCACUCCGGACAAGUCAGCGGCAGGUCCCCCCUCCACUCCGGACAAGUCAGCAGCACGCCCCCCUUCCACUCCGGACAAGUCAGCAGCACGCCCCCCUUCCACUCCGGACAAGUCAGCAGCACGCCCCCCUUCCACUCCGGAUAAGUCUGUGGCACGUCCCCCCUCCACUCCGGACAAGUCUGCGGCACGUCCCCCCUCCACACGGGACAAGUCAGCAGCUCAAGCGAACGCCCCUCCGAAUCAGUCCUUGCUUGACAAGCCUACUACUGAGUCCAUGGUCGAUGAAGCCCUCGCGGACAAGAAAAAGAAAUGAAGUCGCAGGAAGUCCUCUGGUUACCUUCUUUAAGAAUAACAGAUGGUACAAAAUUGUAUGUGCACAAAUAAAGUUCAUUGGAAAAAAAAA